Molecule: messenger RNA, 1311 nt
Organism: Fraxinus pennsylvanica
Lineage: Eukaryota; Viridiplantae; Streptophyta; Magnoliopsida; Lamiales; Oleaceae
Source: the annotation of a GenBank genome assembly
AUGGAAGAAGAACAACCAAAUCAUUCUAUUCAAGAAACUUACAACCUCACCAAUGGAGGCAAUCGAAACAUCAUUUUCGGAAAAUAUGAGAUGGGAAGGGUUCUAGGACAAGGCACUUUUGCCAAAGUCUACUAUGGGAAAAACCUUCAAUCCUCCGAAAGUGUAGCGAUUAAGGUUAUAUACAAAGAUCAGGUGAAGAAAGAAGGCAUGAUGGAACAAAUCGAGCGUGAAAUCUCUGUUAUGCGAUUGGUUCGACACCCCAACGUUGUCGAAAUCAAAGAAGUGAUGGCCACUAAGCAGAAGAUCUUCUUUGUAAUGGAAUAUGUAAAAGGAGGAGAACUUUUUGCCAAAGUUGCGACAGGGAAACUGAAAGAAGAUUUGGCCAAGAAAUAUUUUCAGCAGUUAAUUAGCGCGGUGGAUUAUUGCCAUAGCCGCGGCGUUAGCCACCGUGAUUUAAAGCCGGAAAAUCUGCUUUUGGAUGAAAAUGAGAAUUUGAAGGUGUCGGAUUUUGGGUUGUCGGCCUUGCCUGAGCAGUUGAGAAACGACGGACUUUUGCACACUCGUUGUGGGACUCCCGCAUAUGUGGCGCCGGAAGUUCUGCGGAAAAAAGGUUAUGAAGGAGCAAAAGCUGACAUUUGGUCAUGUGGGGUGAUUUUAUACGUCUUAUUGGCUGGAUUUCUCCCAUUUCAAGAUGAAAAUAUGAUGAGAAUGUAUAGAAAAAUUUUCAAGGCAGAAUUUGAGUUUCCACCCUGGUUUUCACAUGAAUCGAAGAGGUUAAUUUCAAGACUUUUGGUGGCUGAUCCCGAAAAACGAAUUACAAUUCCAGCAAUUAUGAGAGUCCCUUGGUUCUACAAAGGGUUCACUAGGUCGAUUUCUUUUUCAAUUCAAGAAACAGUUCAAGAAAAUGUUGAUGCUUCAGAAGAGAGUAAAGAACCAGAUUUGUUAAGAUCAAAAUCAUCCCCUCCUUUCUAUAAUGCAUUUGAAUUUAUAUCAUCGAUGUCUUCGGGAUUUGAUUUGUCGACUUCGAAGGUCAUGAGCAAGCUAGAAUCAGUUGCCAAGAAGCUGAAUUUUAAUGUUUUGUUAGCCAAGGAUUUUAAGAUGAAAAUGCAAGGGGUUUCCGAGGGACGAAAAGGGAAGUUGUCAGUGACAGCAGAGGUGUUCGAGGUGGCACCGGAGGUGGCGGUGGUGAAGUUCUCCAAGUUCGCCGGUGACACACUUGAGUACCAAAAGUUUUGUGAGGAGGAUGUGAGGCCUGCCCUUAAAGACAUCGUUUGGAGUUGGCAAGGGGAAAGUUGUAUCUGCCUAGACUAA